Molecule: messenger RNA, 621 nt
Organism: Spirodela intermedia
Lineage: Eukaryota; Viridiplantae; Streptophyta; Magnoliopsida; Alismatales; Araceae
Source: the annotation of a GenBank genome assembly
AUGGCGAGCCCGGCGACCAUCGCCGUCCAGGAUACGACGGUUCUCUUCUCCAUCCAGCGGUAGAAGACCCUCCGCGCCAUCUCCAGCUCCCCACACUUGGCGUAGGCGUCCAGGAGGGCGUUGCCGACGGCGACGAGGUGCCGGAGCCCGGUCUUGUCCAGGCGGCCGUGAAGGGACCUGGCGAACGCCAGCGCGCCCGCGUGGGCGCACGCCGAGAGGACCGCCGUGAGGGUGACCUCGUUCGGGCGGCAACGCGCUCGCAGCGACUCGCGGAAGAAGAGGAACGCCUCCUCGAAGUCGCCGUUCCCGGCGUGCCCGGCGAUCAUGGUGCUCCACGAGACGGGGUCCUUCUCUGGCAUCUGGUGGAAGAUCCUUGCCGCCGGGGGAAGCUCCCCAGACCUGAUGUGCCCUACGAGCAGGAGGUUCCAGGAGGUCGAGUUCCUUGCUGGCAUCCGCAAGAAGAGGGCCUCCGCGGCGGGCACGUCGCCGCACCGGAGGCAGGCCGUGAUGGCGGCGUUCCACGCCACCACGUUCCGCUGGGGCAUUCCGUCGAAGACCCUCAGGGCGGCGUCUCCGUGGCCGCACUCGGCGUACAAGCUGACGAGGGUGGUGGCGACGUAG